AUGACUAGGAAAACCAUUCAAUCUAGUAGUCGUUUGAUUAUGAUGGUAGCUCUAUUGAGAAACUCGAUCAAGUUAGCUCAUAAGCAGCUAAAAGUCUGGAUGGCACCAGAUAAGGCAAAGACCUUAUCCAUUCUGUAUGCCUUCAAACGACAUUUGAAUACUUCUUGUUUCUUGCAAGUGUUGUCUAUUGAUCCUGUUAUUGGUGCGAUUUCUGCCGGGAAUGGUGUUUUGUUAAAGCCAUUAGAACUGGCUCCAGCUUCUUCUUCUCUGCUCGCAAAGUUACUGGAACAGUAUCUAGACCCUUGUUCAGUGAGGGUUGUAGCAGGGGCUGUUACUGAAACAACUCUGCUGCUGGAGCAGAAGUGGGACAAAAUAUUCUACACAGGUUCUACUCUUGCUUGGUUUGGUAGUUCGAGAAUUGGGCGUAUCAUAAUGACGGCAGCUGCGAAGCAUCUCACCCCGGUUUCUCUGGAGCUUGGGGGAAAAUCUCCUGUUGUCAUUGAAAGUUCAGAGACACCCAAAUUAUAA
Brassica napus (rape) is the source of this 528-nucleotide messenger RNA. Its product is annotated as aldehyde dehydrogenase family 3 member H1-like. Lineage: Eukaryota; Viridiplantae; Streptophyta; Magnoliopsida; Brassicales; Brassicaceae. The transcript has 5 exons. The coding region runs from base 1 to 528 and encodes 175 amino acids. The record is from RefSeq and is a predicted model, not a curated record. Gene Ontology annotation, cellular component: cytoplasm. Gene Ontology annotation, molecular function: aldehyde dehydrogenase (NAD+) activity. Gene Ontology annotation, biological process: aldehyde metabolic process.